This is a messenger RNA of Meloidogyne enterolobii, 651 nucleotides long. NCBI's taxonomy places the organism in Eukaryota, Metazoa, Nematoda, Chromadorea, Rhabditida, Meloidogynidae. The record is from the annotation of a GenBank genome assembly.
AUGCAAAAAAAUGUUUCACAUUCGACAUAUGCAGAAGCUAUUGAAAGCGAAUGUUUAGAACAUUAUGAAAUUAAUUUGGAAAGAUAUAAAGAUGAACGAGAUGCCAUACAAAAGAAAACUUUUACAAAAUGGGUAAAUCAACAUUUAUCAAAAACAAAUAAAGUAGUCGAGGAUUUAUUCUUUGAUUUGAGGGAUGGAAGUAAUUUAAUUGAUUUACUUGAAUUAUUAUCUGCUGAAAAUUUGUCAAGAGAAAAUGGAAGGACUCGCUUUCAUCGAAUUCAAAAUGUCCAGUCUUGCUUGGAAUUUUUGAGGCGUCGAAAUAUAAGAUUGGUAAAUAUUAGGCCUGAGGAUAUUGUUGAUGGAAAUGGAAAGUUAACACUUGGACUUAUUUGGACAAUAAUUCUGAACUUCCAAGUUUCUGCAGUAAUUAAUUAUCAACAAAAAGCACAACGUCGGCAAGAUAUUACCGUUCAUAUAUCAGCUACAACUUCUCCAAAUAAUAAAAUAAUUAAUUCACAACAAGAUGAAGGUGUUCAUUACAGUCAAACAACUUCUAGAUUGGUAGGUUAUUUAAUUUUAAAAAUAAAUAAAUCUCUCUUUAAUCACUUUUCUUCAUUAAAUUUAUUCUUAAUUAUUCCUAAUCAUUUUUAA